Molecule: messenger RNA, 291 nt
Organism: Ectocarpus siliculosus
Lineage: Eukaryota; Phaeophyceae; Ectocarpales; Ectocarpaceae
Source: the annotation of a GenBank genome assembly
AUGGUUGUACUGGUCAUUUUCCAACACUCGUACGUACACAUUUCACAGCUGGUGAUUGUAGCGAGGCGCGAGGCCAAGCGGGACGAGGUGGCCGAGGAAAUCAAGUCGGCCGGUGUGGCGGUUGUGGUGGGCGGUGUCUCCAAGGAAGCGAACUGCAAGAAAAUGGUAGACGCAGCGAUGGAAAAGUUCGGCGGGCUACACGUGGCCUUCAACAACGCGGGCGUUUUCAAGGCGGUCCCUUUCGUGGGCAUCACCGUAGAUACCAUCGAGGAUCUCCCGGACAUCAUCUGA